CUUGUGAACUGGGUGAAUAGCUGUCAAAAUAUCUCCGAUUUUGCCAAUCGUAUCAACCCGAUCAUGGAUAUGGACCUGGAAUAUUCAAUUACACCCCCGUUGUCGCCAUGCAAUGAGGUUGAUAGCGAGGAUCCGCCACCACGAUUGGGGCAAUCUUUGAUACAAGAUUGCGUCCAGUGUCUUGCCUGCAUUGAAUGCUUCAAAGUGCGGGAUCGCCACACAUCAUCGGUGUCAGCAAUUAAAAGAAUUCUUGCAGGAAAAGACCCAAGUCCGGAGUGUUUCCAUGACAACACGUGUGAGCUCUUUGGCCACACCUACGUCACUGGGGUGGCCCUGCUAGAUACAACAUCACAUCUCUUCUGUCAAGCCAGGCAGUGCAUCAGCAAGAUCCAAGCACUUCUUGGCCAAGGCAGCAACUGGGGUUUACUUGACCCUAUUGUGAACGAAGCCAAAAAACUGCACAGCCGUGUGAUGACUUUCAUGCAAUAUGUGCAGACUUUCGUUCACAGAAGCUUCAGCCUGCCCGAUGCGACCCUACCCCCGUCGGUCUACACCCAGAGGUUGGCUAGCUUUCCAUCCGUGCUGGUCGUUGAGCUACAGACACUGUCCAUGUUCAACGGGAGAAUCAGUGAGCUACCGACGGGCGUCCUGCAGCAGUGUGCCACAUCAACAAUGAGACCGGAUUCUAUUGGAAGCCUGUUACUUCACAUGAACCUCAGCACUCAAUGGAGCAUCGUUCAAGUUCUGCAUCUUCUGCAUGCUAAAUUAAAAGGAGAACAAGAGCUCAUCGCAUCAUCAGCUGAAAAAGCACAAGAGCUACUUCAAGACAUGUUGAAUGUAGCAAUAGUCAAGCACAACAAGCUUGGAUACAGUGAGCAUCAUCAGCAUGGGCCAUUCCCUGACGGUUGUCUGCAGGAUCUCUGGCUGUCAUUGAUACAACUGCUGGACCACAGACACAACCAGUACUCCACUGAUUCGUUCUGGUGCAGCUUUCAUUCGUGCCUCACCCCUCUUCUUGAUGACAUCACCAAUCCCAGCCAAUCACAGCCCUCGGAUACCCCGGCCACGCAGCCGAAACCCAGGGAUCCUAUUGGUCUGUGCUGGUGGCUGUUACAGUACAUCGCACCCCUGUAUCAGUAUAACCAGAACGGCCAACUGACGAACGGAAAACAGGGAAGGCCUAUCAGGUGUUACUGGCUUCUUGUUGAGGAUUUACUCAAAUUAAUGUUUGCCUCAAACGACGCUUUGCCCGAUGAAGCUCAUAUGCAGAGCUAUCUGAAAUCCUGCCUAGCCCUCUGUCACCUCUGGGAACCCAAGGGGUCUGUUCUGACCCUACUCUGGGGACACUUUCACAAGAGACUGAAUAAGAAGUUGAUUGUUCCAGGGCAAGGUGUGAGAAGUCUUGCUACAAUUUGCCAAACUCCACACUCUUGGUACGAGCACUGCAAAGAGAGGGUAGCUGAUCAUACUGCAAGUCAUCACCACGACAACAGUUUUGACCUGUUCCUACGCAUCCUAGCGACGCAGCUGAAGCACAUGAAGGAGACUGGCGCUGCCCAGGGUUGGAAGCAGCUGCAGGGGCGGUUCUACUCCAAGUUUCACGGCCGCAGCAUGAAGGAACUGGAUGAGACCGGUCUGAGCCGCUUCCUGAGUCUGUUCCUGACCUUUGCCCUCGUGACUGACCUCUCAGAUGCGACUAGCCGUGUGCUGGACUUUCUUGAUUUACUUCCGACUGACACUCUCACUCAUGGAAAACUCAUGCUUAUUUGGAGAGGUUUGUUCACAUUAUGUUUGAUUCACGAGGAUCAGUCAUGUGACCUGGCGGUUGUGGCUGAUAGACUUGUUCAGGGAUUCAACACAGUCUGCAUGGAAAUGAGCAGCAAGUCCGUUGACAGCGGGCGGAAGAGUCAGCUAUGGGCCUUGGUCCUGAGCUACAUCGAAGCAACACAGGAGGUGUUUGAUGCGAGUAACAAGCUGCAUCUCUCUGAAGAGAAGCUCAUUGGAUCUGGUUUGAGCAAUCUUCUGGAAGUUUCUUCCGAACAUGAGAUGCGAGCGCUAUUGACCUUUCUCCAGACAAUCAUGGCCAGACACAGAAUUUUGUACCAGCAAGUGUUGAUGCAGAGGCCGGCUUCAACUGCAAAAUCUGACACAUCUCCAGGCCCAGAGAUGCUUAUGCAUAAAUACCAAGCUUUUGCCAGGAUUCUUUGGGAUCGGAUUCACCCUUUCAUCAAGAGACACGCCUCCACUCAGACUCCACCUUCAGAAUUGGCCGACGUUGCCACCAGUUUUACUCUGCUGGCUGCGGACCUCAAGUUGCACAAUGAAGGCUCAGGAUCCGGGCAGACAACUCCCCAGGAGUUGUUCCGUUUCUACGGCUUAGACGACCACAAAGUUCAUCAUAGUAUUACAGUACGCUAUCUGUGCCACCUUCUACCAAACCACUCCUUCACUGAGCAACUCCAAGCAGCUAUUGGCCCCGCCCAGUGGGCGUCGUCCCUCGUCCACGCCUGGCUACGCUGCGGUCUCCAGAGCCCCCAGUCUAGUACCCCGAUGCAAGAACUGACAAGACUGGUCUUUAAGCUUGGAGAGGUGUCCGCCAUCUUGGAUAGUCAGAUUCAGUCAUCUAGCAAUGUGAUCGACGGGACUGGUAACCCUCACAAACACACGAUGCUGCAAUUCAUACAAGCUCUUGGACACCAGUUUAACUCGGCACAGGGCCUUCAGGAGCGUGUGCUAAAGAGACAGACCAUUCUCUCAUACUUGGGCGACCUCGUCGAGCUCAGCCAACCCAUGUUGCGCAACAUGAGGUCAGCCAGUGACCUCUUAUGGAUCUACAAGGUCAUAGGUCACGUAGUCAAGUACUGUUCCAGCAUUCUUUACGUGAAGGGCAAGUCUCAAGCUCAGCUGCCAGGAAUUCUGACUGAACUGAUCCUGCCGCCGGCCUUGUUCAAUCCCAAGAAGGGCCUGCCAUCACAAAUGCUGUCCGCCAUCCGUGAAACUUUGCAUCUGUUUCUAGAGGGUCUGGCCAGCCUGGACCUGCAGCGAGAUGAAUUCAUCCAGCGCAAAGUUCAAGAAAUCGUUCAGCAGUACUUCCUCCGGUUUCAAGUUAAAAGUUCAACCUUGGCUACGACGUCUUCAGGCAGCUCAUCUGCAAACCAUCCUUUCAUGGUUGCAUUACAUAAAUCCUGUGCACGACAGCCAAACCCACAGAUCAGUGCCCUGAGAGAGCUAAUCCUUAAGGCUAUUCGUCAACAGUACCUAAUAUACCACGGCCAGCAACCGCCUAGCCACUUACCAUACACGCUGGCCUUCCUGCAAGAAUUACUGCAUAGAACUUACAAUCCACAGCAGAUUGCGAGGUAAGGAUUAUUGCUCAGUGCUAGAUCUUGACU
Molecule: messenger RNA, 3392 nt
Organism: Patiria miniata (bat star)
Lineage: Eukaryota; Metazoa; Echinodermata; Asteroidea; Valvatida; Asterinidae
Gene: mms22l
Product: protein MMS22-like
Exons: 30
Coding region: 64-3363 (1099 amino acids)
Biological process (GO): replication fork processing; double-strand break repair via homologous recombination
Cellular component (GO): nuclear replication fork
Source: RefSeq, a predicted model, not a curated record